Molecule: messenger RNA, 1581 nt
Organism: Fusarium pseudograminearum CS3096
Lineage: Eukaryota; Fungi; Ascomycota; Sordariomycetes; Hypocreales; Nectriaceae
Exons: 4
Coding region: 1-1581 (526 amino acids)
Biological process (GO): transmembrane transport; carbohydrate transport
Cellular component (GO): membrane
Molecular function (GO): carbohydrate:proton symporter activity
Source: RefSeq, a predicted model, not a curated record
AUGUCUACAGAGAAGGGCUCCAUCUCCUACAUGGAGGAACAGCCUCCCAAGAACCUCAAAAUGUUGAGCGAGCAAGAUGCAGCAGCCAAUGAAGCCCAGCGCGUCGACACAACUUUAACAGCAAAGCAGGCAUUCAAGUACUACUACAAGGCCGUGGCUUGGAGUGUAGCAAUGUCAAUGUCAACAAUCAUGGAAUCCUACGGUUUGCUCCUGAUGAACUCGUUCUUCGCCUUUCCCCAGUUCCAACAGAAGUAUGGAGUGCAACUCCCCAACGGUUCCUACUCUGUCCCAGCAAAAUGGCAGUUGGCACUUACCAUCACCAGCAAUAUUGGGCUGAUAAUUGGCGUUUUUGCCAAUGGCUACUGUGCGGAUCGAUGGGGGUUGAGGAAAGUCAUGCUCGUCUCGCAUGUUUUCUUUGCAGGGUUUGUGUUUAUCAACUUUUUCGCCGAAAAUGUUGAAACUCUUGUCGUCGGAACUCUUUUAGUAUCCAUUCCAUGUGGCUUCUUCGCUGCUGCAACUCCAUCGUACGCGGCUGAGGUGUCUCCAUUACGUUUAAACGGAUAUCUGACAGUUUAUGUCAACCUAUGCUGGGUAAUGGGAAAGAUGAUCUCUUUCGGCGUUCUGACUUCAAUGCUCCGUAACCCAACAGAGUGGUCCUACCGCAUCCCCUUUGCCAUUCAAUGGGGCUGGCCCCCAUUCAUGAUUGUCGCCACAUAUCUCGCCCCCGAGUCACCAUGGUGGUUAAUCAGAAAUGGUCGUGUCGAAGAAGCUGAGAAGAAUCUCGGACGUCUAUGUUCUGCGCCGGUUGAUGUCAUUGACCCCAAGAACACAAUCGCAAUGAUGACUCGCACAAUUGAGACGGAGCGAGACAUGAACAUUCAAGGAUCCUACCUUGAUUGCUUCAGAGGAGAGAACCUGCGCCGAACCGAGAUUGCCAUGGUCAGCUGGGGUUGUCAGAUUCUUCCAGGUUUUGCAAUCCAGAACUACAUCACAUACUUCUUUACUCUUGCGGGUUUGUCGUCGGGUGAUUCAUUCAAGCUUUCUCUAGGAAAUGCUGGCCUCGCAUUUGUUGGUACCGUUUCAUCGUGGUUUAUGAUGACACGUUUCGGCUGGCGUACCCUUUAUAUGGGUGGACUAUGUGCCAUGUUACCCAUCAUGAGCCUUGUCGCUUUCCUCGAUUUUGCAACUAAAGAUAAAGAUAAUAUCCGCUGGGCUCAAUCGGCUCUCCUUCUAGUUUGGUUCUUCUGUUACGGCAUCUCUAUCGGCCCCAUCCCCUAUGGCAUCGCGGCCAACGUCGGGGCUUCCAACCUUCGUGUCAAGACCAUCUCACUCGCUCGCAAUACUUAUUACUUUCUGUCCAUCAUCAACGUCAUUGUGGCGCCGUAUUUAUUGAACCCACAAGAAGCGAACUUAAAGGGCAAGGCAGCUUUUCCUGCUGCGGGACUAACUAUUGUUCUUCUUGUCUGGACUUUCUUUAGACUGCCUGAAGUGAAGGGACUUACUGCCGAGACUCUAGACCACCUUUUUGAGAACAAGGUGUCGGCUAGAAAGUUCAGAGAUGCUGCAAAAGAUUAUCAGUAG